AUGUUGCAGAAGUGCCAGGAUGGCAAGGACCAAUCUAUCACCCAGGCCGGGUCCAAGUGCGAAGCUGAAAAACAAGCCAUCCGCAAAGAGAAUGCUCAAAUGGCAGAACAGGCCAGCAAGCAGUGUGAGGCUGACAAAGAUCAGCUUCGCCAGCAAGCAGCAACCGCAGCAAGUCAAUGCGAAAAGGACAAAGCGGAUCUCCAGGCCCAGUUGACCCAGUGCCAGGCAAACGUGCCCGCGCCAAAACCCGCCCCGGUGAUAGAUCCGAACUGCGAAGCGAACAGCUGGGUGACCAUGUGUUCUAGUUGCUCCCAAGACACAUUCGUCAUCGACGGAAAGGAAUUCAAGAAAAAGUGUGGUGUGCGCACUGUUGGCGCUCGUGAGGAACAAUGGCUGUAUCGCACCUCCCUCAUUGCGUGUAUGAAGGAGUGUGCAGGUAGGAGUGAUUGUCUCGGGGUCGGUUGGAGACCCGCAGAAGGAGUACACGGAAUGCCCCCCGUCACAGGUACAAUUCCCAGUGCCUCCAAUAGCCGUGAGAUUAUCGAUGGCCACAAUGUCGAGUUCCGUGGCAAUCUCACCCAAGGCAUUGAAAGAAGGGAUUCGCACUCUGCUACACUCGAAUACGAUAAUAUGGAAAACCUUGCUAGCACCUGGCGUGGUCGACCCUUGAGGGACUACCAUCGGCUGUUGGCGCCGCUAACAUACGCUUUUCACUUUUAG
Molecule: messenger RNA, 720 nt
Organism: Aspergillus nomiae NRRL 13137
Lineage: Eukaryota; Fungi; Ascomycota; Eurotiomycetes; Eurotiales; Aspergillaceae
Exons: 2
Coding region: 1-720 (239 amino acids)
Source: RefSeq, a predicted model, not a curated record